Hypomesus transpacificus is the source of this 2081-nucleotide messenger RNA. It is a transcript of the gene n4bp2l2, whose product is annotated as NEDD4 binding protein 2-like 2. The record is from RefSeq and is a predicted model, not a curated record. Bases 231 to 1706 code for a protein of 491 amino acids. Gene Ontology annotation, cellular component: nucleus. NCBI's taxonomy places the organism in Eukaryota, Metazoa, Chordata, Actinopteri, Osmeriformes, Osmeridae. Gene Ontology annotation, biological process: negative regulation of transcription by RNA polymerase II. Gene Ontology annotation, molecular function: transcription corepressor activity. The transcript is spliced from 5 exons.
GACUGCCGGCGAUCCUUUUCCGUAAACACAACUAGCACAAAUUGGACAUCAGCAGGAAUCAAUACUAUAAAAGACCCGAUUCUCAUAGACAAUUAGCAAAAAAAUAUAUAAAUCGGUCGCUGCUUACUUUAUAGCACUACUUAUUGUUGGCAUUGUGUCGCUGAUGUUAAUUGGAUGUUGCUAAAAACGUGCUUUUAGAAGUUCCCCGCGGCAGUUCCCUGCUUUGAAAGAUGUUUGCCUCUCAAAUUGGUCAAUCGGUAAAAAACAAAGAAUCUGUCGCCAACGAGAAAUUGACGAAACAGACGGUGAACGAAAUGGUUUCGAAGAGGAACGAAAUUCAACACCAUUCAACACAAGAACAACUGAAAUCUGCAUCAGAACCCAACCAAAAGAAAAUUACAAGUCAAAGUUCAAUCCAAAGAUGCAGACAGCGUGUUGCGAAAGAAGUUGGAACCAGAAGUACUGCCUUUAUUGGUCCUACUUGUCGUCCUGCUAAAUGCUGUGCAACCCAGCCUAAACCAGACUUUGAAGAGUCUCUGAACGAUUUCUACAAAGAGUUGGAGCAGGUUAACAGCUCUAUUGAUACUACUGAUAAAAAUAAUCCAAUCCAAACACACUCAGGUCUUGUCCCAUCUGUGCCAAAAGGGAGGUCACACAACCUUGAGGGAAAAGGAACUGGACCAAACCAUGCACAUCACCCUCACUGGAAUCAGAAUGAGCCAUACCAUGACAGGAGGCAUGGCUCUACCCAGCACCCAGACUAUUAUCACCAUCAACGUGCCUGGCAACACGCCUCACCUCACCAGAUGCAGCCCUACCCUCGCUUCCACAGGCUUCCUCACUGUAACCCACCACCUCCUGGUCCAUUCGGCAAUCCAGGAGAAGAACCACAGAUGGAUAGGAGCUGGGGCUAUCCAGGGCCAGAUAACCAGUACCAACAGCAGUGUUCACAGUUCCCACCACUCCAUAGAGCACCUGCACCUGGGAGAUACAACUACUCUCAGGUCUGUGGUGGAGCCCCUCCACAGCAUUUGAACGGGGACCAAGGGCACAGUGGUUAUCGUGGGUCCACGUAUGAGGCAGUUGGAUAUUCUGACCCCCAUGAGGAUCAGGAUUCUGACUGGAUACAGGGUAACAACAGUCAACAGCAGAAAAACCAGCACCUGCCAUUAAAUACAACACACAACAGCAGUCCUCAUUUGGUUUUGAUUCUGAUGAGAGGAGUACCAGGGUCUGGAAAAUCCACUUUGGCCAAGGAACUGCUGUCCACCGGCCCCAGUGGUCUUGUGCUGAGCACAGAUGAUUACUUUUCUGAAGAACAGGACUACAUGUAUGAUCCUAGCCUGCUGGGGAAAGCACAUGACUGGAACCACAACCGUGCUAAAGAAGCCAUGCAGAAGGGCAGUUCUCCAGUCAUAAUUGAUAAUACAAACAUCCAAGCUUGGGAGAUGAAACCAUAUGUCAAACUGGCAGUGGAGAGAGGAUACAGUGUCUUAUUUCACGAGCCUGUCACAAGUUGGAAAUGUGACCCUGUUGAGUUGGAGAGAAGAAACAAGCAUGGCGUGUCAAGAGAGAAAAUUGCACAGAUGUUGGAUCGCUUCGAAUUUCCAAUAUCAGUGGAGAUAGUGAUGCACUCCUGUGAACCUCCUCAUCAAAGGAUGAGACCGCUUUCACCGAACCACCAACACAGGGGGAGUUAUAACUAGACUUUUCAUGCAUUCUGAUGUCAACCAAAUUUGAAUAUCAUCCUUUAAGAAAUGUUAACAAGUUUAUUGUCUGAUUUAAAUGCUGCAUUUUGCCCUGAAAUGCAAGAUUUUAUUUUUUUACUGCAGUUUUUUUUAUACUGUAUUUUUUAACUUUUAGUAUGGUUUUUAUGAAUAAAACAACAUUUCAGGAUUGUUUUGUUAUCAGUCAUCAGAAAACCUUCAAGGGUUUUGCGCAUAAUGGUAAAGAAUUAUGCUAUGGACAGAGGGUGAUGUAACAACCUGCCUGUUGGAUUGGUCCAAAAUGGAAAUUUAGAGGAAGAUGACAAAAUUCUUAGUAAAUUAAACCUUUCACAUAACAAUUUAUUUUUGUACAUU